GUGGUUCCCAGUGUCCCCAUAUUUUCAAGUAUAAGUUCUCGGGCCCUGAUUAUAAUACAAUACUUUAAAACUGAUGAUUUAUCACUAAUCCCUUGUGUCCUUGAAAAACCACUUAAUUUGAGUGUUUGAUAUAUUUGAUGUGUCGUGUAAAAGCAAUCAUAUGAGUCACUCAAUAAUCUCGGCCCCUUGUUUUCAUUUUCAUUCAUAAAAGAAGUCGGUGGAAUCAAUAGACGACUCGUUUUGGUUUGCUUGCUGAUUAGUGGUGAAAUAAAUUUCAAAACAUUGUACGAUGGCAGAUCCACGCAUCAGAACUAUCAAAAUAAAAACAGGUGUUGUCAAGAGGUUAGCAAAGGAGAAGACCGUGUACGAACGUGAGGCAGAACAACAAAAAAUCCGCGUAGAGAAAUUCAAGAAGGACGGUAAAGACGAGUACGAAAUUCGCAAACAAGAGGAAGUGUUAAACGAGAGUCACAUGAUGGUACCAGAUUGCCAGAGAAAACUUCUCGCUGCUUUCGAGGAGUUGAGGAAUAUUCUGGAGGUGGAACAAGAUUUGAAGGAAACGGAAGACUAUCUGGCAGCCCAUAGGGCCUUAGAGGAAGCUAAAGCACAGUUACCGAUAGCUGAAGUGUGUUAAAUGUUAUUUACCCACAUUUUUCAAUUUAUGCAUUUGUUUAAUAUUAAUGUGAUAGUAAAAUAUGUAUUACUUGG
This is a messenger RNA of Anoplophora glabripennis (Asian longhorned beetle), 708 nucleotides long. Its product is annotated as tubulin-specific chaperone A. The coding region runs from base 290 to 634 and encodes 114 amino acids. Gene Ontology annotation, molecular function: beta-tubulin binding. Gene Ontology annotation, cellular component: cytosol; microtubule cytoskeleton. The record is from RefSeq and is a predicted model, not a curated record. Gene Ontology annotation, biological process: post-chaperonin tubulin folding pathway; tubulin complex assembly. NCBI's taxonomy places the organism in Eukaryota, Metazoa, Arthropoda, Insecta, Coleoptera, Cerambycidae. The transcript has a single exon.